This is a messenger RNA of Lonchura striata (white-rumped munia), 3423 nucleotides long. The record is from RefSeq and is a predicted model, not a curated record. Lineage: Eukaryota; Metazoa; Chordata; Aves; Passeriformes; Estrildidae.
UUUCUCGGCGCCUGCCUGCACUUAUGCCUGGUGCAGCUCCUUCGCAGCCCUCCUGCCAACCUGCUGCCGCCCGCUGCCCCGGAGGAGCCGCAGCCCAGCCGCACGCCCGGAGCCCGGCCCAGGGGAGCCCCCGCGGGCGCUGCCGUUCCCCCCGGUGCGGGGCCGCCGCCACGCACGGAGCAAGGGCAGAGCAUGGCCCCAGCCCUGCCGCCGCCGCUGCUGCUGCUCUGGGUGUUUGUCCCCACCGUGGUCCCGCAGGCGUUCGGCCCCGGAGAUGGCACAGAGGACCUCAAGGCUCUGCAGGUGUCCAUCCCACGGCAGCCAGCCCUCGACGCCGUGCUGGCAGGCGACAUCACCAUCCCCUGUCUCAUCAGCUACCUCGGCCCCCCGCCCUCGGGCGGCCGCCGGGCGGUCCUGGGCACCCCCCGGGUCAAGUGGACCUUCAUCUCUGAGGGCAGGGAGGCGGAGAUCCUGGUGGCUCGGGGGGACCGGGUGAAGGUGAGCGAGGAUUACCGGCUGCGCGCCUCCCUGCCCAUCUUCCACCGGCGCUACACCAACGCCUCCCUGCUGCUCACCGAGCUGCGCCCCAACGACUCGGGCAUCUACCGCUGCGACGUGCAGCACGGCAUCGAGGACGGCCACGCCAUCCUCCACCUCAAAGUCAAAGGGGUGGUGUUCCACUACCGGGAGGGCUCCAUGCGCUACGCCUACACCUUCGCCGAGGCGCAGGAGGCUUGUGCCAGGAUCGGUGCCAGCAUCGCCACCCCCGAGCAGCUCUACGCCGCCUACCUGGGGGGCUACGAGCAGUGUGACGCCGGCUGGAUCGCCGACCAGACCGUCAGGUACCCCAUCCAGACACCCCGCGAGGCUUGCUACGGAGACAUGAACGGCUUCCCUGGGGUGAGGAACUACGGCGUGGUGGACCCGGAGGACAUGUACGAUGUGUACUGCUACGCUGAGGACCUCCCAGGGGAAAUCUUUCUGGAGACGGCCCCGGCGCGGUUCACGCUGGAGGAGGCGGCGCAGCGCUGCCGGGCGCUGGGCGCGGAGCUGGCGAGCCCGGGCCAGCUGUACGCGGCCUGGAACGCGGGGCUGGACGCCUGCAGCCCCGGCUGGCUGGCCGACGGCAGCGUCCGCUACCCCAUCGUCACCCCGCGGGAGCGCUGCGGCGGGGCUCUGCCCGGCGUCAAAACCAUCUUCCUCUUCCGCAACCAGACGGGAUUCCCCGACGCCCAGAGCCGCUACGAUGCCUACUGCUUCCGAGAAGGGACAAACUCUUUCCCUGAGGCUGCAGGAAAAUACCGAGCCCAAGAGCCCGAGGAGAAUCUCCUCCAGGAGAUUGUCACAGUGGCAGAAAAGCUGGAGGAGCUGCAGCUGCCCAGAGCGCACGUGGAGAUUGAGUCGCGAGGGGCCAUUUACGCCGUCCCUUUCUUUGGGGACACUGAUGUGGGAAAGCCGAGCCAGUCCCCUGAAGACGCCCUGGGGCCAGGCGCCCGGCAUCCCCCACUAGCCACCUCCGUGUCCUCAGAGGAGGCGCAGGGAGCAGCGCCGGGCGGGGGCCCCGGCAGCGCAGCGGCGGAGAGCCCGGGCGGAGGGCGAGACCCCGGCCAGCCCACGGAGCCAGAGGGACCCACGGCUGCCCCAGCAGGUGACACGGAGCCGCCCGAGGGCUUUCCUCGUCCGCCCAGCCCCGUCGCCCCCACGCAGCGCCCAGACCGCCCGCGGGACGCCUCGGGGCGGCCGGCCCGCCCCGCCAGCCCGGGGCCACCUGGGCACCGUGCGACAUCGCCAACCAGUGCCACCUCUGCCGCCCCGACAGAGAGCCGAGGAGCCGGCGGGAGCCCCCGCCGCGGGCAGAACUCCGGCGGGGCGAGCACCCCCUUUUCUGCCGCUGAGGACGCCGAACUCUCCGGAGACGCGGUGGAAAGGCCCGGGGCGUCCCCGCUGCCCCCCGCGCCCCGCCAGCCGCAGGACGAGGCAGAGGAGCAGUCGGGAGCCGCGUGGCUCCCCUCGCCCGCCGCCCCGGGGCACCGCAGCGCUGUGCCCGCAGCGACCCCGUGGCACGCAGAGCUCCCCGGCGGCAGCAGCAGCGCCCCGGCCCUGGCAGGAGAGGAGGCAGCGCCGCCGCCGCCGGGCACAGACCGCGGGAUGCCCGCUGCAGCUUCCGAGGAGGAGGAGGAGGAGGAGGAGGAAGAGCAACCUGCUCCCUCCAUUGCCAGCGUGGAGGGUUUCAUUGCAGCCGUUCCUGGAGAAGCAGGUGGCUGCGUCCCCAACCCCUGCCUGAACGGAGGGACCUGCGUGGAGGACGGCGCCCAGCUCGCCUGCGUGUGCCUGCCUGGCUACGGAGGCGGCAGCUGUGAAAGACCCCUGCGCAGCUGCAGCCCCGGCUGGGACAGCUUCCAGGGAGCCUGCUACAGGCACUUCUCCACGCGGAGGAGCUGGGAGGACGCAGAGAGCCAGUGCAGGCACCACGGGGGGCACCUGGCCGCCAUCCUGACCCCCGAGGAGCAGGACUUCAUCAACGACCAGUACAGGGAAUACCAGUGGAUCGGCUUGAACGACCGCACCAUCGAGGGGGAUUUCCAGUGGUCUGACGGGAGCCCCUUGCUCUACGAGAACUGGCACCCCGGGCAGCCCGACAGCUACUUCCUCUCGGGGGAGAACUGCGUGGUCAUCGUGUGGCACGAUGGGGGCCAGUGGAGCGACGUGCCCUGCAACUACCACCUGUCCUACACCUGCAAGAUGGGGCUGGUGCAGUGCGGGCCCCCUCCCGUCCUGAGCGACGCCCGCGCCUUUGGCAAAGCAAAGCAGCGCUACGAGAUCGGCUCCACCGCCCGCUACCGCUGCCGCGCCGGGCUCGCCCCGCGCCGCUCGCCCGUCAUCCGCUGCCGGGAGGACGGCACCUGGGAGCCCCCGCAGCUGGCCUGCCGUCCCGGCGUGGCUCAGCCCCCCCACAACUGAGCGAGUCCCAGAACCUCCCCGAAGCCCGCAUGGGGACAGCGCUGGGACCCCGAUGUGGAGGGAAGCCUCGCUGUUGGGUGUGUGCCCCCUUGUUCGUUUUCUACCUGUACAAAGAAACCCUAAAAAUUAAAGUCCCCUCUGGAAAGGAGCCGGCGGUGACCCAAAAUGCAGCACGGCAGGAGUUUUGUUCCCAGAGUCAGAGCGGAGCUGAAAUCCAGGGGCACGGCUCGGGCAGGGGAUGGCAGUAACCAUCAGCAGCAUCUCCCCCAGCCUGGUGUCCUCAUCCUGGUGGGGACACGGGGACGUCCAAGCUCUGCUGCUGCUGCAGCCGUGCAGAGCUGGCGGCUCUUCUGCACUUCCCUGGAAAGGCAGAAGCUGCUGCAGCAGGCUUGGAGCGGGUUCGUGCUGCCCAAAGCCCCUCUCCGUGCUUCUGUGGGUAUUAAAACCAGUGAAGAGAUGGCA